This is a messenger RNA of Aphanomyces invadans, 1532 nucleotides long. RefSeq lists its product as hypothetical. NCBI's taxonomy places the organism in Eukaryota, Oomycota, Saprolegniomycetes, Saprolegniales, Verrucalvaceae. The transcript is spliced from 9 exons. The record is from RefSeq and is a predicted model, not a curated record. The coding region runs from base 15 to 1085 and encodes 356 amino acids.
GCGGAGACCGCGUCAUGAAUGGCGUGAUCGUCGUCGAUUUACGAGGCGGGGGUCUGGUGUACGGCAAAGCGCUGUCUGCAUCGUUUGCCAAACACCACCCGCACAAGACCCACAUGAACUUGGCGGCGCUUCUCUUUGCCAUCUACAACUACGCGGCAUCGGUGACCACGGACGCUGCGGCGGCGGGUCUGCGGCAAUAUGAAACCCACAUUGAGCGCCUCGUGUUCGAGGUCGCUCCAACCAAGCAAUGGCUCGUUGUGGUCUUUGCAGCAACCCGUGGCCUUCCAGAAGAUCAGUUGUGGCGCAUGACCAACCGACUUGCCCAAGGCCUGGAUAGCUUCGACGCACCAGCUACCGAGUCCCGUGUGAGUCAAAGCAAGCGCCUUCAUGGCAUUCUCUGCCAAAUCCUAUACGAGUCCAUACUGUGCAUGGCAAAGGCGUUGGUUGCCAAUGUGAAUGCACUUCAAGUUGUUGUGUACUGCACGCCGCCCAAGAGCUUCCACGACGACGUUCGAGCACCAGAGCUUUCGGCCAGCGCAACAAUUCCAAGCCAUUCCAGCACAAGGCAUUUCACAAUUGCGUCUGUGUCGUCGAGGUGGAGGCGAAGGUGGCAUGCCCUGUGGAGAACGAAUAGUUCGCGGCACCACCAAGUGCAGCCGCAGCUCGGCAUGCCGCCCUCUGGCUCAGCCGUCGAGGCACUCGUAGACUACACCCGAACAAACGAACGACGUGUGCUCGUGAGCUGCCCCACUGUCGACGGCGAACACGCCACUGCGCCAGACGAAUGGACGACUUCGACAGUCGAGGCCGUGCUAGCCUCCUCGACAAGGAUCGAUGGAAGCAGGAUACACAAGGCUGCAAGAAGUGCGACAACGAAGAUGUCCUGGCUGGUUCUCGAGUGGGAUCGACUCCAUGUGCUCGUGCUGCAGUCGGGCGAGCCGACGAUGCCACAUUGUUGUGCAUCACCUGAAGCGCCAACGAACCCAUGGCCACCCAACGUUGAGAGUCGGCUACAAACGUUGCUCGCCGUGGCCGACAAUACGUGGGGACUGAUGCCGCCACCACCACCACACCACAACGGUUAAACAACACGCACGAAUGCACGUGUUGCCAAGAUCACAAAGCAUCGGUGGCAACCAUGGCUCUUGGAAGCUCAAGGCGCGACAAGCUCGUUGUGUAAACCGGAGAAGUGUUUUCACGUUUCCGAGCUACAGGAAAGUGAAGGAGUUCGGAGCCCCCACGUAUACGUACGUUGUCAGGCGGUCUAGGUCCAAUGGACGUGCCUGCUCAACAACGGGGUAUUGGGCGAUGGACAUCGAUCUAUGAGGUGGAGCGCGCAUCGAUCGAUGCCUUGGCGCAACGGCAUGCGUAUGAAGUGGAGAGCGCCGACUGGCGCGGGUCAAGACUUCAAGUGCUCUGGGGGCUCAUCCAUAUGCGUUGCCAUGUGGCUUUGUCGCGAUCUUGUCGCGCCGAUCGUGCACUUCCUCGGCAGGAGAAACCUAGAGGCUUUACAAUUCACUUUUUGAGACCAA